Molecule: messenger RNA, 3421 nt
Organism: Momordica charantia (bitter melon)
Lineage: Eukaryota; Viridiplantae; Streptophyta; Magnoliopsida; Cucurbitales; Cucurbitaceae
Product: alpha/beta-Hydrolases superfamily protein
Source: RefSeq, a predicted model, not a curated record
UUCGACACCGUACUCGCUUCAGCUUAUCCACACCAAUUAAAAGAAGUGGCUAAAACUGGACGCGUAUCUUUAUAUCCGCACUCUCGCUAAUAAGAGCUCGACACGUGUCCCGGCAAGAUAAGCCACUCCCACCAGGGAAGUUACACGUGGAAGAAUAUCAAAAUUUCUGGAAAUUAGUGGACGAGUCUGACCGGUUCCAACCUCCAAAAAAACGCCUUCCAACGCCGCAUAUUUGCCACGUGUCACACUGAGGUGGACAACGCGAUCCCAGUCGUCCACAAAAAUUUGAGAUUUGUAUUUAAUUUUUCGUUCUCGAAGAUUCCCAUGUUUUUAGUUUAUUAACAUAGAUGCGAGCUCUCGGGAUUUCCUUCUUUCUUCUACGUUUUUGGCUGUGUAAGAAAAAUUCUCGACGGGUUUCUGUUCCAAGUCCAGCGAAUUCAUUUACUUGUUUUGGAUUUCGUUUCUAAAAUUUGAGGGUGUUAUUUGGAGUAAGGGCUAAAUUUAGCAACAUCCCCAAAUUUCAUCGAUUGGGAAGAUAAUUUGGGGGUUUUGUUUUUCUUUUCUGGAUCUCUUAUUUCUCUGUUUAAGUUCUGAAUGAGAACGAGUGUUGAACAUUGGAAGGAGUGAAAUAUUUUCUCGAGGGGGAUCAGAGAGAGAGAGAGAGACGUGAGGGUUUGCAAUCAGCGAAAGGGAAUAAUAAUAAUAAUAAUAAUAAUGCCUAUGGAGCCGAUUGUGAAGGGGAAUCCCACGCUGUUGUCAUCUUCAUCGUCGUCCUCAUCGCUGAUUCUGACCUCCGGUGCGAGUGGCCGCAUAAACGCGUUGCUAUCGAUGCGCGCGCUGAAGAGUCUGAUUAUGUUGGUUAAUGCCUUCAUUUUGUUGUUGUUAGUGCCUUUCCGCGGCCGGAAGCGCGCGCAAUCCAUCGCUCUGUCGUCGGUGGAGAAGCCCAAAGACGAUAAGCAAGAGAGAAAAUGCGCCACGGUCAGGGUGCCGGCGGCGAUCGUGUCUAGGAAGAGCAGUAGUAGUAAUAACACCAACGGGACCGCGCCGGCGCCGGCGGGGGUGGAUCAGGAGGUGGCGGUGAGAAGAGCUCUGGCAAUUCGGAGGGUGCUUGAGGAUUGCUGUGAGGACUCGGUGCGAGAGUUUCUUCUCUUCCAAACCCCGAGAGGAAAUACGACCUUUACCCAAUCGUGGACGCCUGUAUCGGUGGAGAUAAGGGGACUAGUGGUUCUCUUGCAUGGACUGAAUGAGCACAGUGGUAGAUACGGUGAUUUUGCCAAGCAACUAAAUGCAAAUGGCUACAAGGUUUUUGGCAUGGAUUGGAUUGGCCACGGUGGGAGCGAUGGGUUGCAUGCUUAUGUUCAUUCUCUUGAUGAUGCUGUUUCUGAUUUGAAAUCAUAUCUUCAGAAGGUUUUGGCUGACAACCCGGGCUUGCCUUGUUUUUUAUUUGGACACUCCACAGGGGGAGCCAUUGUUCUUAAGGCAGUGAUCGACCCAAGUAUCAGUUCUUGCAUAUCAGGAGUUGUGCUUACAUCACCUGCAGUUGGAGUUCAACCAUCCCAUCCGAUUUUUGCGGUCCUUGCGCCAAUAGUCUCAUUGCUGUUGCCAACUCUCCAAGUUGGCGCUGCAAACAACACAACCAUGCCGGUGUCUCGAGAUCCAGAUGCAUUGGUGGCUAAGUACUCUGAUCCUCUAGUUUACACAGGAUCGAUCCGUGUGAGAACCGGUUACGAAAUCCUCAAAAUCUCAUCGUUUUUGCAGCAGAAUUUAAGCAAAAUACGCGUUCCGUUUUUAGUUCUCCAUGGGACUGUCGACCAAGUAACUGACCCAAAAGCUUCUCAAAAACUUUACAUAGAAGCCUCCUCAACUGACAAAUCCAUCAGAUUGCUUCAAGGCCUCCUACAUGAUCUCCUCUUUGAACCAGAAAGACAGAGUAUCAUCAGUGACAUAAUUGAAUGGAUAAAUAGUAGAUUGUAAGAUGUUACCCUCUUUUUUCCUCUCUCUUUUGAUCUGGGAGGAGUUUUUAUGAGGGGCAUGGCUGUGGCUGUGGCUGUGGCUGUGGCAUUGGGUGGCGGCUACUGUGGCUGAAUAAAGCUCAGAAUUUCUUCUUUCAUGUCGAUAAUCUUACAAAUGUUUAUGAACUUUGUCAAUUGUUUAUGAGGAAAUUGCUGGCUAUUUUGCCUGUUCUGCUCCUUCAUUGCUUCUUAAUCUUAUCAUAGUAAAAAAAAAAAAAAAAUUGUCAAUGGACCACUGAAAUUUAUUUUAAUCAGACGAUAUAUGGGGUAAUUUUGGAAUAACGAUAUAUGGUGUGGGGCGUUGUCUAAAAUUUUAAAGAUUGAAGGGGGGAAAUGUAAUUUUACCCGAAUUUUAAUUUCAAGUCCGCCACCAACCGAGCGAAAGAUCGCUGCUAUCGGAGGACCAUUGAAGAUCGCCGAUGAUGGGUGAUCACAGAAACCGAAGACGUACGUGAAUCUCCAUUAAAAAUCAUCAAGCUUUAAGAAGAAAUCGGUGGAAUUUCUUUCCGAGUGAUGCAAGAAGCUCGAUGAAGUGUUCGAUUCGAAUAACAACGAAUGAAAUUGGAGGGUCGAAUGGAAGGACAGAGUAGAGAGAAAUGUUCGAGUUCUUCCACUUUCUCCUUCGUGUUUGCCGCUUGUUACAUUUUCCGCGACGUGCGGAACUCGAGAGUUCGUCUGUGAGAGAUCACAGAGAAACAUAUAGUUGACCUAGAUUUUGUUUUCGUUCGCGUACUUCAGCGGUUGAUCUUCUAGGGUUUCAGGUCAAGCUUCACUAAUAAUGGCCGAAAUUUGAGCGUAAUUCUCGUCUGCUCUUCGUAGGAGGUUGUGCUUCGGAUCAUCAUUACGCGUCUCUAUGCAACAGGAUCUGGCAUUUCAUAAGCCCAGAAUCUGCAUCAAGAGAGUCCACAGGUUGUUCAGAUUGCAUUCCGAAACGUUUCAUGUGAAAAGGCAGGCUCCUGGUGGAAUGAAAUAAAGUCACCUAGUUAGUGCUCUCUGCAAAUGAAUUUCUUAGAGGUGAAAGAUUAUAACCUUGUAGGUAAGAAAAGACUUCCAAACGAAGUUGACUGAGCAGUAGAAAAUCUAUUGCAAACGAAAUUUUUUUUCCUAUCUCUCUCCUUCUCUAGAUUCCUCUCUCCCACUUGUGAAAAAAACCCAAUAGUGGACAGAGUCGAGAGAGACGUAUUUUUCUUUGCAGCUUGCUCGGGUUCUGGUACCUACUCCAGCUACUUUAUUUUGUUGCAGCUCUCCUCGGAUUCCCCCUUCUCAGCUCUUUCUUUCCUUGAUUUUGGGGUUUGGAGAAUCUUUUUUCUCUCUUUUUUUUUUUAAUUGUUGCAAGCAGGAUUGGAAUAAAGUUAACCUUACUGUGAAAUAAACCAAAAAAGUAAAAAAAAGAUGGACCGUUUUUUUCA